This is a messenger RNA of Plodia interpunctella (Indianmeal moth), 1815 nucleotides long. It is a transcript of the gene CSN3, whose product is annotated as COP9 signalosome subunit 3. Gene Ontology annotation, cellular component: COP9 signalosome. The record is from RefSeq and is a predicted model, not a curated record. Gene Ontology annotation, biological process: ubiquitin-dependent protein catabolic process. Lineage: Eukaryota; Metazoa; Arthropoda; Insecta; Lepidoptera; Pyralidae. The transcript has 11 exons. The coding region runs from base 181 to 1494 and encodes 437 amino acids.
UUAAGUGCUCCAUCGUUCGCCGAAACGAUGAUUUUGCCAAUUGCCUAACUUAGUAUAUUUAUUAUUAGAUUAGAUUUUGAUCAACGUUUUUUGACAGCUGUGCUUUGUAUCGUGUGUUAUCGGGUAUUUUUCUCAAAUUUUUUAUUGAAAUUGAAGUGCAGUAGUUAAGAUUUGUUGAAAAUGGCUUCACCGUUGGAGCAAUUUGUUAACAAUGUACGAACGAUGUCGGCGUCUGGCAACUUUCGUGAGCUGUGUGAAGUUAUAGGCAAGUCUGAUGAAGUGCUUCAGCGAAACAGCGCUCACUUGAAUACCGUGUUGGAAACUCUUGACAUUCAACAGCAUUCCCUUGGGGUUUUGGCAGUCCUUGUGGCAAAGUUUUCACUACCUCAGGGUACAAGUGAUGUAGACAAGUCCACAAUGUUCCAGCAAAUACAUGACUUUAUCAAUAAUUGCAACGGUGAACAAGUACGUUUUGCACCUGAUUUAUAUGCUGACGUGUGCCACUUGCUAACUGACCAUCUUGUAGAAAUGAAACAACCAAUUAGGGGAAUAGAAAUUCUGAAAAAAGCCAUUAGAAAAAUUCAAUUGUUUGAUUCCCAAUUGACAUCAAUCCACGCUGAUCUCUGUCAACUAUGCCUUCUUUCAAAAUGUAUGAAACCAGCUUUGGAGUUUUUAGACACAGAUGUUACUGGAAUUGGAUCUGAGCUAGGUGGAAACAAUGAUUCUAAGCAUUUCUUCCUUUAUUAUUACUAUGGGGGGAUGAUCUAUACAGCCAUGAAAAACUAUGACAGAGCUCUGUAUUUCUUUGAAGUGGUGGUGACUGUACCUGCUAUGGUGGUCUCACAUAUUAUGCUUGAAGCAUACAAAAAAUAUAUAUUGGUUUCUUUCAUCUUACAUGGCAAAGUUCUGCCUCUGCCAAAAUAUGUGUCCCAAGUAGUUUGCCGCUUUUUAAAGCCAUUAUCAGUGGCUUAUCAUGAACUGGGCACUUCGCAACACGCUGCUAUAAAGCACCGUGAAACCUUCGUCCGUGACAAAAACAUGGGAUUAGUAAACCAGGUGCUGAGCUCAAUGUAUAAGAAAAAUAUCCAGCGGCUGACUAAAACAUUUUUGACCCUGUCAUUGACUGAUGUUGCGUCGCGUGUUCAGCUGUCAGGACCCGCACAAGCUGAGAGUUACAUACUCAAUAUGAUUGAAGAGGGUGAAAUAUACGCAAUGAUAAACCAGAAGGAUGGGAUGGUAGUAUUUCUAGAUAGCCCAGAAAAGUACGCAUCGCCAGAGACCUUGUGCGUCUUAGAACAACAAAUGGCGGCUUGUACGAAGCUACAUCAGUAUAUUCAAGAAAUGGACGAGCAGAUACAAGUCAAUCCACAGUAUGUCAAGAAAUCUGCAGGUAGCCACGAUGAAGACUUGCCCGCAACGAGCCAAAACUCGAAAACAACUUACUCAAUGGUCAACAGUCCAGUCAAGCCCUAUAGUUUCAUAUCCGAGUUGUGAUUGAACAUCUAAAGAAUGCCCAGCUCCUUUAGCAAAAACUGUCUACAAAUAAAACUAUUUUGUUAUUAUAGUGAAUGGAUUUUAGUGAAGGUAAAUGAUGUGAUCAUAUGAUAUUGUAUAAAAUGGUAUCUAAUGAAGAUGGUGGUAGUUGGUAAGUUAGUCUGUCAGAUGUCCUUGUAAAAAUAAUGAAGUUCGUGUUAUCUAUAGUAAUACACUUAAUAAGAAAGUAAUAAAAUCACAGUUUUGAACAUUUUUAAGCAACAAAGCUGCAACAUACAUUUGCUUACCACUAGGGAUUAUAAAAUAUGUAUUCAUACCAUA